Messenger RNA from Radiomyces spectabilis, 803 nucleotides. RefSeq lists its product as uncharacterized. The coding region runs from base 281 to 709 and encodes 142 amino acids. The record is from RefSeq and is a predicted model, not a curated record. NCBI's taxonomy places the organism in Eukaryota, Fungi, Mucoromycota, Mucoromycetes, Mucorales, Radiomycetaceae. The transcript has 3 exons.
UCAAGGGUGAAGAAACUGAAAAAUUUGGGAAACGAAUAAGUUCCCUUUUUUUUUUUUAUCGACGCACUGUACCAUAAAAUAAAUAUCAUUUGCCAUGCAUUGAAGCAAAUUUCAUUAUUCUUCAUAAUGAUUUGCCUCUUUUAGCGAACAAAAGCAAAUGCACUCAAUGCACUGGGUAACCGUAACUUAUAAAGCUUACUCCAUAGCUUCUUGUCGCAGCAUUGCUAUUGCCUCGCUAUUAUCUCGUUCUCAUUAUUUUUAUCUGUGAAACGAUCUUGCAAUGAGACAAUGUACCAUAUGCAUGCCUCUUCUGUUUUUGAUUGCGGUAUUGCCGUAUGUGGCGGGAUAUUGCAUCUACAAUAACCAUACGGAUGACACGUAUAUUUGGAUCCGCCAAAUUAAAGGCGCUGGUAGUACCUUCGAGCGGCGAUUUAAGCGGGAACGGCUACAUCGAAAUGAGAAGGCUUGCUGUCCCUACACUGUGUCGGAUUGUCAAGUGAACCGUGAUAGAGAUGCCCUUGUAGUUUUCGCUAUGAGGCAAAAGUUUCCUCAAGCCGAUGGCGAGUUCUUUGAAAUCAAUGUACCAGCCGGUGGCUCGAUUGUAUUUGCGGGCAACUACUACAACCCAACAAUCCAUGCGUACGACCCAUCUGGAGAACCUUUCAAAUUCGAAUUUCUGUAUAAUCCAAAUGACAGAAAGUAUCAAUAAUCAUGCCCGUGAUACAAUGCAAAUAAAGAGCUUCGCCGUGCGACUGUCAAAUCUAGCGAUACCCUCAACAUACAGAAAACAUCGGAAGAUUCUC